This is a messenger RNA of Neoarthrinium moseri, 1692 nucleotides long. RefSeq lists its product as uncharacterized. The record is from RefSeq and is a predicted model, not a curated record. Gene Ontology annotation, molecular function: transmembrane transporter activity. The transcript is spliced from 10 exons. Lineage: Eukaryota; Fungi; Ascomycota; Sordariomycetes; Amphisphaeriales; Apiosporaceae. Gene Ontology annotation, biological process: transmembrane transport. Bases 1 to 1692 code for a protein of 563 amino acids.
AUGGCUACGGACGACCAAAAGAUUGGCGCUGAUCAGAAUGACAAGGUGGAGGUGGACGCGAUCCACCAUGAGGAGAAGACUAUCGUCCCCAUUGAGGAGGAGGCCGCAGACGAAGGGAUACAGGUGAAUCUCAGUUGGCGAUCUUGGGUUGUUGUCUUCAUUACCUGCUUUGCGAUCAUGGCACAGGUUUUCGUCGUAGUCGCUGCAGGGUCGGUCAUCGCAUUCAUCAUCAGGGACUUGGGAAGUCCCGCGCUGGCCGGAUGGAUCAUACAAGGCCCAUUGCUCAUGCAAAGUGUCCUCUCGCCCAUUGUUGGGCGCCUGUCAGAUGUCUUGAACCGGAAGUACUUGGCUGCGAUCCCUCCGUUGAUUGCAUUCGUCGGCGCUGUGAUCUCGGCAAAGGCAACAUCUAUGAACAUGCUAAUCGGUGGAGGGAUUCUCAUCGGCACUACUCUUUCAACUAUUUCAAUCGUCCAGGCGAUACCCUCAGAGAUCCUUCCUCUCAAGUACCGAGCUUUGGCAAAUGGAUUCUCGUUCAUGGGAGGUGCAGUGGGUGGACUGGUGGGUGUUCUCGGGUCUGGGGCCCUGACCAACAUUGAUGCAGGCGGCUGGCGGUACAUCUUCUGGCUCCAGGCUGCCUUCCAUGGCAUUACUUCUCUUGGGCUCCUUUGCCUGUACUGGCCCUCGGAGCAUACCGAAUAUCCGAAGAUGGCCUUGAAAGACUAUAUCUGGGCCUGCGACCCCAUUGGGUCGUUUCUGUUUAUAUCUUCAACUACCUUGAUGCUGAUUGCGCUAGACUAUGCGGGAGGCGAAUUUGCCUGGUCCAGCGCUAUGGUUGCUGCACCUUUGACCAUCGGACUUGUACUUCUUGUUCUGUUCCUGCUGUACGAGUGGAAAGGUCGCGAUGAUGGACUCAUUGCUCACGUGUUCUUCCGCAAGAAUCUCAAUUUCUUCUUGAGUGUCUUUGCCUUCGCUGUUGAGGGUUGGAUAUUCUACAGUGCUGUCAACUCUAUCACACCUCAGAUAAUUCUAAACCUUGGGUUUGAAGACAACGCCUGGGAUAUCUCGGUACGACAACUCAGUGCUCAACUCCCAACACUUCUUACCAGUAUACCUAUCACAUGGUAUGCAACCCGAUUCAAAGAUCUGAAGUCACCUCUUCUUGUCACGUUUACACUCUUCCUCAUUAUAACUAUCUGCUAUGCAACGAUCCAGCCUUCUUGGAAUGCCGCGCAGAUCGCCUUCAAUGUCCUUGGGGCGCCCCAUGCGUAUCUUUCAACGGCCACUGGCCUGGCAUUCUCUGCCAGAGCCAUAGGUGGUGCCUUCGGUUCGGCCGUCCUAAAUGCUAUUAUCAACGGGAGAAUCAGUACUCACUAUGCAUCUGCUGUGUCGUCCGCAGCAGUGAACGCUGGCCUUCCGGAAAGCAGUAUUGGGGAUCUCUUGGAAGCUCUAGGCUCUGGACAAAUCGGUGCUGAUAUCGCGGGUGCAACACCAGAUGUCUGGGCUGCAGCACUCGAUGCGAGCCAUUGGGAGUAUGCUCAUGCAUACCGACUGGCUUGGUCCAGCAUCAUCCCAUUCGUGGUUUUGGCUAUUGUUGCAGUUGCCUGCCUCAAAGGUGUCAAGGAGCUAAUGACAAGCAAGAUAGAGGCUACUGUAGAGCAUGUGGAAAAGGUAGACAAGAUGACCGGUGCUUGA